Octodon degus (degu) is the source of this 1445-nucleotide messenger RNA. It is a transcript of the gene Nprl2, whose product is annotated as NPR2 like, GATOR1 complex subunit. The record is from RefSeq and is a predicted model, not a curated record. NCBI's taxonomy places the organism in Eukaryota, Metazoa, Chordata, Mammalia, Rodentia, Octodontidae. The transcript has 11 exons. Gene Ontology annotation, cellular component: vacuolar membrane; GATOR1 complex. Gene Ontology annotation, molecular function: GTPase activator activity. Bases 165 to 1307 code for a protein of 380 amino acids. Gene Ontology annotation, biological process: cellular response to amino acid starvation; positive regulation of autophagy; negative regulation of TORC1 signaling.
GCGCUGCGCAGGCGCUAUUGAGUCUGCAACUUAGCUGUUUGUGUGCACGGAAAUCCGCUGCACUUGGUGACACAAGAUUCUGGACUGUCUCUGACAGAUGUUCUCGGGGUGGUGACCCCUGAACGCCAAGGACCAAGAGCUACAACUUGAAAGAAGCUAGCGCCAUGGGCAGCAGCUGCCGCAUCGAAUGCAUAUUUUUCAGCGAGUUCCACCCCACGCUGGGACCCAAGAUCACCUAUCAGGUCCCUGAGGACUUCAUCUCCCGGGAGCUAUUUGACACUGUCCAAGUGUACAUCAUCACCAAGCCAGAGCUUCAGAACAAGCUUAUUACUGUCACAGCCAUGGAAAAGAAGUUGAUCGGCUGUCCUGUGUGCAUUGAACACAAGAAGUACAGUCGCAAUGCCCUUCUCUUCAACCUGGGCUUUGUAUGUGAUGCCCAGGCCAAGACCUGUGCCCUGGAGCCCAUUGUUAAAAAGCUGGCUGGCUACCUGACCACACUGGAGCUAGAGAGCAGCUUCGUGUCCACAGAGGAGAGCAAGCAGAAGUUGGUGCCUAUCAUGACCAUCUUACUGGAGGAGCUAAAUGCCUCUGGCCGGUGUACCCUGCCCAUAGAUGAAUCCAACACCAUCCACCUGAAGGUGAUUGAGCAGCGGCCAGACCCUCCUGUGGCCCAAGAGUAUGAUGUCCCUGUCUUUACCAAGGAUAAGGAAGAUUUCUUCAGUUCACAGUGGGACCUCACCACACAACAGAUCCUGCCCUAUAUUGAUGGUUUCCGCCACGUCCAGAAGAUCUCAGCUGAGGCAGAUGUGGAGCUUAACUUGGUGCGCAUUGCCAUCCAGAACCUGCUGUACUAUGGUGUUGUGACUCUGGUGUCCAUCCUCCAGUACUCCAAUGUGUACUGCCCGACACCCAAAGUCCAGGACCUGGUAGAUGACAAAUCCCUUCAAGAGGCAUGUCUGUCCUUCGUAACCAAGCAAGGGCACAAAAGAGCCUGUCUCCGGGACGUGUUCCAGCUAUACUGCAGCCUGAGCCCUGGCACUACCGUGCGAGACCUCAUUGGCCGCCACCCCCAGCAGCUGCAGCACGUUGAUGAACGGAAACUGAUCCAGUUCGGGCUUAUGAAGAACCUUAUACGAAGACUACAGAAGUAUCCUGUGCGGGUAUCUCGAGAGGAACAGAGCCACCCUGCCCGGCUUUAUACAGGCUGUCACAGCUAUGAUGAGAUCUGCUGCAAGACAGGGAUGAGCUAUCAUGAGCUAGAUGAACGGCUGGAAAAUGACCCCAACAUCAUCAUCUGCUGGAAGUGAGGCUGGCUGGUGGGGGAGUACUGCUGUGUCUAUUCCCUCCUGCUGAGUCCUGCCUGGUACAUGGAGGCCAAACAAAUAGACUAGUAUUUGCUGAAAAGUGACCGCCAGUUCUGUAAAUAAAGUCUUCAUUUCAACCUA